Molecule: messenger RNA, 2142 nt
Organism: Vicia villosa (hairy vetch)
Lineage: Eukaryota; Viridiplantae; Streptophyta; Magnoliopsida; Fabales; Fabaceae
Exons: 3
Coding region: 1-2142 (713 amino acids)
Molecular function (GO): nucleic acid binding; RNA-DNA hybrid ribonuclease activity
Source: RefSeq, a predicted model, not a curated record
AUGGCGGAUCGGCUUGCUUCCAUAAUGCCUUCUUUAAUUUCAGUAGAGCAAAGAGGUUUUAUCAAAGAUAGGCAAAUUAAGAAUUGCAUCUGCCUGGCUUCAGAGGUGGCCAACAUUCUUGACAAAAAGUCGUAUGGUGGAAAUAGAGCUUUGAAAAUUGAUGUCACUAAAGUCUUUGAUACGUUGGAGUGGCCUUUUCUUUUGCAUGUACUCAGAGCUUUUGGAUUUAAUGAUACUUUUUGUCAGUGGAUUGAAGUUAUUCUCAACUCUGCUACCAUGUCUGUUUCUGUCAAUGGAGCCUUGCAAGGUUACUUUCAGUGCUCCCGUGGUGUACGGAAAAGUGAUCCCUCAUCACCCUUGCUAUUUUGUCUUGCGGAAGAUGUUUUGAGUAAACAUAUUUCCAAGCUGGUGGAGGAUAAUAAGUUACAAAAAAUUCAGGCCUCUAGAGAAAUCUGGAUUCCCUCUUAUUGUUUUUAUGCUGAUGACAUUAUGGUUUACUGCACUGGUAGGAAGAAAAACCUUCAGCACCUCAAGGAGAUCUUCAUCUCCUAUGCUAUCUAUUCCGGGCAGCAUGUUAGUGCUGGAAAGUCUACCAUUUUUUGUGGGGCAAUGUCACAGGAUAUGAUGCAGGUUUUGGCCCAAUCUAUUGGUUUUUCAACAGGAUCUCUGCCUUUCAUGUACUUGGGUAUCCCUAUAUUUAAAGGAAGGCCAAAAAAAAUUCAUUUUCAAUCAUUAGUUGAUAAAAUCAAGAAUAAGUUGGCAGCUUGGAAGGCUAUUCUUCUGUCUUAUGCUGGGAGAGCUCAGCUUAUUCGUUUUGUCCUUCAUAGUAUGUUGGUGUACUCCAUCACCACACACUCUUUGCCUUCUUCCCUUAUUAAAGAGUUGGAGGCUUGGUUUAGGAACUUUCUUUGGUCAAGGGAUGUGUCCAAAAGGAAGCUUGUUCAUGUUGCGUGGCAUAAAGUCUGUAGGCCUGUCUCUGAGGGCGGUUUAAAUAUUCGAUCUCUUGCUACUUUGAAUGAUGCUUCUAAUCUGAAGCUCUGUUGGGAUUUAUUGCAGUCAAGUGAUCCUCGGGCGAUUAUUCUUAGGGCUCGGGUUUUGAGAGGCAACAAAUGUAUUAACCACCAUAUUCACUCAAGCAUUUGGAGUGGAUUAAAGAAUGAGUUUCAAAUUGUGUUGGAUAACUCUCAAAUUCUGAUUGGUAAUGGGCUUAAUACAAAUUUUUGGUUAGACAUUUGGUGUGGUUCACAGUGUUUGGCUGAUGCUUGUAAUAUACCCGGUGCCUGGCAUGCUUUUCUAAAUGCAAAUGCUGCGGCUUUCAUCCAGAAUCAUCAAUGGUCUAUACCUCUGCAGGUUUUGGAUUUCUGCCCGAAUUUGUCAUCUAUUGUUCACAUUGUUGUCUUACCGUCUGUCGAUAUUGAAGAUCGUCGGGUCUGGUGUAAAUCCACGGAUGGUGAUUUGUCCCUCAAGGAGGCUUAUGCUUUUAAAUACAAGAAUCUUAAUCCUCUUGAUUGGACCAAAAUUUUUUUGGUGUAUCGACAUUCCCCCAGCGAGAUCGAUACUACCACUACUUGGAGAAGUGCUGUUACUCUUAUCAAAGCACAGGCCCAGCUUUCGGGAUCCUCAACCAAUCUCACCUUCCACAAUUCUGCUGAUAACUUCCGAAUUCUAAAGUUAUUUGAUGUUCCUAUUCAUCUCUCUCGCCCUAUGCGGCUUAAGGAGAUUUUUUGGAGCCCUCCUCUUGAUUCUUGGGUGAAAGCUAAUACAGAUGGUGCUGCUGUCAAUGUUAACUCUGCUUGUGGCGUUUCUGGAGCCUUGAGAGCUAUUGAGAUUGCUCAACAGUAUAAUUGGAAUCAUUUGUGGCUGGAAACGGAUUCUUCCCUAGUUGUCAAAGCUUUUAAUAAUCUUGCAUCGAUCCCUUGGUCUCUUCAAAAUAGAUGGUUUAAUUGUCGGGCCUACAUUAGGCAGAUCCAUUUUUUGAUUACUCACGUGUAUAGAGAAGCUAAUUCGUGCGCCGACUUGUUGGCAAAUGAAGGCCUUUUUGUAGAUGGUUAUCAGGCCUUCAUUGAUCUUCCGCAAAACCUAACGUCUAGCGUUUUGUCCAACAAGUUAGGCAAACCUAACUUUAGAUUUACACACUUUUGA